This is a messenger RNA of Paramecium tetraurelia, 519 nucleotides long. RefSeq lists its product as uncharacterized. Gene Ontology annotation, cellular component: transcription factor TFIID complex. Gene Ontology annotation, biological process: RNA polymerase II preinitiation complex assembly; transcription initiation at RNA polymerase II promoter. The transcript has a single exon. Lineage: Eukaryota; Ciliophora; Oligohymenophorea; Peniculida; Parameciidae. The record is from RefSeq and is a predicted model, not a curated record. Gene Ontology annotation, molecular function: RNA polymerase II general transcription initiation factor activity.
AUGUCCAAAAUAUACGAAAUAGAAAAUUAGCUCAUAAUCAGAUUCCCCCCAUAAAUAGCAGAGAAAAUUAGAGAGUCGUUUGCAAAUAAUUAAUAAUUACCUAUCACAAUUGAACCAAAAAUUGGAAAAGGAAUGGAAUUUGAUGUAUCAAUAAACAAUUUGAAAUACCAAGAUAAAGGUGUAUUAGUUGAUUUGCCAACCAUAACAGAGAGUUAUAAAUCUAAGGAUUAUAUAAAUUUAUAUAAGUCAAAUGAUAUCAGCUAAAUGAUUUGGGUGGGAAAGACAAGCAAUACAAGACAAUGUGGAGAUAAGGUAGUUUGUGACAGUGGAUUGACACCACCUACAUAUGAUAUCAGAAAGGAUUUUCAUCGUAAACAACCUUAAAUUGACAUUGGAGAAAUUCAAAGAGUUGAGAAAGAAUUACACUCUAUCUAAUCAGAAUUCAUGAAAUAAGCAGAAGAGGAGGAAAAUGGGUCAGAUGAUGGAAAGAAAGGAAAGAAAAGAUAUAAUAAGUUUUGA